AUGGUGGCCAGUGUGCUGGCCGGAGGCGCUGACCGGAUCUGCUGCGCGCGGGGCGCUGACCGGAUCUGCGCGCGGGGCGCACGCGUGGAGCCUUGCGCGCGGGCGCGGCCAGGGCUGCCGCGUGGGGGCGCCGCCGGGCCGGGCGCACCGCGGUCGCCGGCCGCGCGCGGUGCAGCCGCGGGGCGCUCCCUCGCCCGGGCCGCCGGGACAGCCGCUGUGCGGGGCAGCCCCGCACCGAAGCACCCGUUGGGCCGCGAGGAGGAGGAUUGGGACACGGUCCAGCGCCUCACGAGGAACCGGCGCGCGGCGGGUCGGCAGGCGCUGCCGCGGUCCAACUCGACGGGGCACGGCGGCGGCACCAGCGACGGCGGGAUGGAGCGGGUCGCGCUGCGGCUCCCGGAGCACGUGCGCACGGAGAUCCUCAUGUCGCACAGGCUGAGGCACGUGAUGAGCGCGGUUGCGUCCGUGCACGUCAAGGAGGCUAGCGCCCUCGAUGCCAGCAAGAUGGGUGGGAGCCUCAGGAACGCCGUGGCGAGGCUGAUGUCGCUCUUUGUGCCGGGCGCCGGCAAGGCCGCAGACACCACGGGGGCGUCGUCUGUCCGCCGCCGCGAGAACUUAUUGCGCGGAGCAGGGGCUGAAGAGAAGAGAAGCGUCUGAUCGGCAAAGACAGUGCGGGAAGCCUCAAGCCAGGUGCCCAGCUUCAGCGCCAUAGAGUGAUUCUGUCCAAAACUUCUGAUGAUUCCAUCGAUUCUGUUCCAAAACUCUGACGAUUCCAUCAGUAGUCUGUUUCAGUAGCGAUGCUUCUUCCAAGAUUGGAGCAUCAUAGUGUAGGUUAAUGGAUGUGAGGGGCCAUUUUGGUUGUGUUAUCUUAUUGAUUAGUCCUCUAUGCUUCAAGAUAUUGUUGGGAAUAUUGACUUUAUUUUUAUUCAGAAACACUAACAAUCUAGCCAAGUGCAAGGAGAUCAUCAGAGAAUUCUUGAAGAACUAUGCAGCCUGAAGGAAAUUAUGAAGCAUGCUGCCAAAAAUGCAAGAUAGCCACAUUUAUGACAGGAGGCAAUGAGAUGCAUUGCAGGAACUAUCACCGCAACCUUCUUCUAUGGUGAGAAGCAAAUUGUAUAGGACGAUGUCUAUUUUUCUGAAUUCAUUUGUACACUCCAACAAUAUUGGUGGCAACCCAUAUCCUGAUGGAAGGAGGCAGGGAGCCGAGCUGUCUAUUUUUGCCGGUGCUGAGAGCAAACAGCGGCGGACUCACCGUCAAGUUCAACUCCCUACAAGGCUCCGUCCAGUGGUGAAAAAGGAUAUGAGAACCUAUUGCUUGUUGAGAUCCAAAUACCGUCAGUUCGGAAACCAUCAGUAAGUUUUGUUCUGCAGUGUUCAUCUGUAGUGUAUUCAUCACCAAAUAUUAUCAUACUGUCUUAGGUGGUAACAAAAUAGGCAAAUGAUUAUCGAUUAUAGAUUGAUUGAAUUUUAUAUUAAGGUGAUAUUUGCAAGGUUGCAGAUGGGCUUAGCAUCCAAGAAAUAUUGGAGAACUGGUUAAAACUGAAUGAGUUCAAUGAACUGAAUGAAUCCGGACAGAGGUAACUUUAUUUUUUCUUGAAUAUAAAUUUCUGAUUCAACCUGAUUCAUCAAUGAGCAACUGCAAAGAUUAGAACGUAGACAAGCAAAAUGAGUUCACCUCUUUGAUAUUUCAUCCUCAAGUUCUAAAACAUAUUGAACUCAGUCGUGCUCAAAAACUAGAGUGACUGAACACAGGCCACAUUCUCCCUUUCUAGCCUUUCCACUGCUUAUGUGAGAUUUCUCAAAUUUGUAAGAUAUUGCCUUUGGGUCUUAAUGCAAUGAAAACUAAGGAGGUAUAUUUUCUGCUGCU
Molecule: messenger RNA, 1867 nt
Organism: Panicum virgatum (switchgrass)
Lineage: Eukaryota; Viridiplantae; Streptophyta; Magnoliopsida; Poales; Poaceae
Exons: 3
Coding region: 1-657 (218 amino acids)
Source: RefSeq, a predicted model, not a curated record